GUCUCCUCCAGCAGCAGCUCUGCGGCUCCUCGGUGAUCCUCUGAGUUUUGAUUCACCUCAAAGAACUUUGGAACUUUACUGGACUCUACGUUUUUAUUUUCUGAAAACAAAGGAUUUUUUCUUCCAGCAUGGAGAUCACCACUGCGGAAUAUGUUGACAAUUAUGACUAUUAUGAUGACAAUGAGACUGCCUGUGACUUCUCAGAGUGGGAGCCAUCUUACUCCCUCAUCCCGGUGCUCUACAUGCUCAUCUUCAUCCUGGGCCUGUCAGGUAACGGCGUGGUCAUCUUCACUGUCUGGAGAACCAAGUCUAAGCGGCGUGCUGCAGAUGUCUACAUAGGAAACCUGGCCAUCGCUGACCUCACCUUUGUUAUCACCUUGCCUCUCUGGGCCGUGUACACUGCGCUGGGCUACCACUGGCCCUUUGGUGUGGCUCUGUGCAAAAUCAGCAGCUAUGUUGUUCUGGUCAACAUGUACGCCAGCGUCUUCUGCCUCACCUGCCUGAGCUUUGACCGAUACCUGGCCAUCGUGCACUCCCUGUCCAGCAGCAGGCUGCGCUCUCGAGGGACUAUGCUGGCGUCCUUGGGGGCCAUUUGGUUCCUGUCCGGCGUGCUGGCCGUGCCCACACUGCUCUUCCGCACCACUGUGAACGACCUGAGCAGCAACAGGACCACGUGCGCCAUGGACUUCAGCCUGGUGACCAUGAACCAGAGGCACGACUACCUGUGGAUCGCCGGGCUCAGUCUCUCCUCCUCUGCUCUGGGUUUUCUCCUACCCUUUUUGGCCAUGACCAUCUUCUACUGCUUCAUCGGCUGCACCGUCACACGCCACUUCAACAACCUGCGCAAGGAGGACCAGAAGAAGAAGAGGCUGCUGAAGAUUAUCACCACACUGGUGGUGGUGUUUGCCUUCUGCUGGACUCCCUUCCACGUGCUGAAGAGCAUGGACGCCCUCUCCUACCUGAACCUGGCUCCCAGCUCCUGUGGCUUCCUGCGCUUCCUGCUGCUCGCUCAUCCCUACGCCACCUGCCUGGCCUACGUCAACAGCUGCCUCAACCCCUUCCUGUACGCCUUCUUUGACCUGCGCUUUCGUUCUCAGUGUCUGUGCCUGUUCAACCUGAAGAAGGCUAUGCAUGGCCACAUGAGCUCCAUGUCCUCUACGCUCAGCGCCCAGACUCUGAAGUCAGAGAUUCAGUCUCUGGCCACCAAGGUGUAGAGGGGGAAAAAGAAAGGUGGAGCAGGGCUCCAACCACUGGAACACUUGUUGAAAAAAACACUUUACGUGUCCGUUGUUUAAAGCUGGGAAGCUGAGAUGAUGAACUUUCACCGCUCACAGUCAUGAAAUCCAUAAUAUGUUCCUCCUAUUCUACAGCCAGAGAUGUGGAGGCUCUGUAUGUCGUGUGGACAUGAAGCCGGGGCCAGCGGGCUGCGCUCCUUCGCUGCUUUGUUCCUCAAGUUCUCAGAGAAAAAAGAACAACAUUUUUUGUUUUGUCCUGCUCUGUAAAAGUUCUAAUUUCUAUCAUGAAAAGAGGGCAUAGUUAUGAUUUUAGAAACACACACUGUUGUUGGGAACUGUAUAUCAAUUUAAAACCUGUUUACACUGGAUGAAACAUAAAGCUGUACAGUAUUUUCAUACCAUAGCAUUUUCUUUCUUGUUCAGAUCUAUUGCUGUUUUGUUUUAGAAGCACUUGUUAAAAAAGACGUGUGAGCAGGGAAAUCAAACAGAGCAGUGUCCUCUUGUUGUUUGUGAAGGUAGAAGUCUGCAGGAGGGAGGGGGGGUGUAAGAGGAGAGAAGGUGUUUCGGCUUAAUUAUAUAGUUUGUUGAGAGGAGACGGGGGGCAGACAGGCAGAUGGCAGUUGACAAAUGUUGUUGGGGAACAGGAACGGGGCGGGGUGGGUGGAGGGGUUUCGCAGUGUAGUCACAGCACUAAAAGGGGACAAAGGAACUCUGUAAAUAAAUGAAAUCCAGUUUGAUGUAUAUGUUUUAUUUUUCGACAUCACUGUAACUAACUACUGUAAUAAAAAUGUGUUCUAUGAACCAGA
Molecule: messenger RNA, 2041 nt
Organism: Trematomus bernacchii (emerald rockcod)
Lineage: Eukaryota; Metazoa; Chordata; Actinopteri; Perciformes; Nototheniidae
Gene: aplnra
Product: apelin receptor a
Exons: 1
Coding region: 129-1214 (361 amino acids)
Biological process (GO): G protein-coupled receptor signaling pathway; immune response
Cellular component (GO): membrane
Molecular function (GO): G protein-coupled receptor activity
Source: RefSeq, a predicted model, not a curated record